UAACAAAUCACGUGUCUUGAAUCUUAUUUAUUAUCUAGCUUUCCGAAAUUCAAGGGAAACGGAAGAACUUGAAAACAAAAAAAGCACACAAUAAAAAAGAGAGAAAAAAAAAACAAAUCAUUCCGAGUUUUGAUCUGGAAAAAAAGAUCAAAAUGAGGAUUGAGGAAGCAGUUUCAGCUUCGAGCAAGCACCUCGUCUUCGCUUACUAUGUUACUGGUCAUGGUUUUGGCCACGCCACCAGAGUUGCCGAGGUGGUUCGACAGUUGAUCCUAGCGGGACAUGAUGUGCAUGUAGUGACGGGUGCACCUGCAUUUGUUUUUACCUCUGCAGUUGAUUCUCCUCGAUUGUUCAUUCGUAAGGUGCUUUUGGACUGCGGAGCAGUUCAGGCAGAUGCUUUGACGGUUGAUCGUCUUGCCUCUUUGGAGAAGUAUUCUGAGACAGCAGUGAAGCCUCGUGCACAAAUCUUGGCACAAGAAACAGAAUGGCUGAAUUCAAUCAAAGCUGACUUAGUGGUAUCUGAUGUUGUCCCAGUAGCAUGUCGUGCAGCAGCAGAUGCUGGUAUUCGGUCUGUCUGUGUAACCAAUUUUAGUUGGGACUUCAUCUAUGCAGAAUAUGUCAUGGCUGCUGGAAUACAUCAUCGCUCAAUAGUGUGGCAGAUUGCUGAGGACUAUUCCCACUGCGAGUUCCUUAUCCGACUCCCGGGAUAUUGCCCAAUGCCUGCUUUUCGUGAUGUUAUUGAUGUUCCUCUUGUUGUGAGGAGGUUGCAUAAAUCUCCAAAAGAGGUGAGGGAGGAUCUUGGUGUAGCUGAUGAUGUGAAGUUAGUUAUUCUCAACUUUGGUGGACAGCCAGGAGGAUGGCAGCUAAAGGAGGAAUUCUUGCCAUCUGGCUGGCUCGGCUUGGUUUGUGGAGCUUCUGAGAGCACCGACCUUCCUCCAAACUUCAGAAAACUUGAUAAAGAAGCAUAUACUCCUGAUAUUAUUGCAGCAUGUGAUUGUAUGCUUGGAAAAAUUGGAUAUGGAACUGCAAGUGAAGCCUUGGCAUAUAAGUGUCCUUUUGUGUUUGUACGUAGAGAUUAUUUCAACGAAGAGCCUUUCUUGAGAAAUAUGCUUGAGUUUUAUCAAUGUGGAGUUGAAAUGAUUAGGAGGGAUUUACUCACUGGUCACUGGAGACCUUAUCUUGAACGUGCAGUAAGUUUGAAUCCCUGCUAUGAAGGAGGCAUUAAUGGUGCUGAGAUGGCUGCCCACAUCCUACAGGAGACUGCAUUUGGGAAAAAUUAUGCAUCAGAUAAGCUUAGUGGGGCAAGAAGAUUACGUGAUGCUAUUGUUCUUGGGUAUCAACUGCAAAGGGCCACUGGCCGAGACGUUGCAAUCCCAGAAUGGUAUGUAAAUGCUGAAAGCCAACUUGGCCGGCGACCAUCAGAUCGGCCAGCAGAUUUUGAAAGUGCUUUGGUUGAAUCUGUAAUAGAUGACUUUGAGAUUCUGCACGGAAAUGUUCAAGGUUUUCCAGAUACUGUGGCUUUCUUACAUAGCUUAACUGAAUUACAUGCGAACCCCAAAAGGCGGGAGAGUAGGGCUGCAGCUUCUCUGUUCAACUGGGAGGAAGAAAUAUAUGUGACAAGAGCUCCUGGAAGGUUAGAUGUCAUGGGUGGUAUUGCUGACUAUUCUGGAAGCCUUGUUCUUCAGAUGCCAAUCAAAGAAGCCUGCCAUGUUGCUCUACAAAGGCUCCAUCCAAGUAAACAUAAGCUGUGGAAACAUGCUGCGGCGCGACAGAAUGACAGAGGAGAGGCUACUGCUGUGUUACAAAUUGUGUCAUAUGGCUCAGAGCUUGGCUAUCGUAGUCCAACAUUUGACAUGGAUUUGUCUGAUUUCAUGGAAGAUGGCAAGCUAAUGUCUUAUGAGAGAGCAAGGAAAUAUUUUGCUCAAGAUCCAUCCCAAAAGUGGGCAGCAUAUGUUGCUGGGGCAAUUUUGGUCUUGAUGACUGAGAUGGGUGUGCGUUUUAACGACAGUAUCACCAUGCUGAUUUCAUCAGCGGUCCCUGAAGGGAAAGGUGUAUCAUCUUCUGCAUCUGUGGAGGUCGCCAGUAUGUCUGCGAUUGCAGCUGCUCAUGGAUUAAAUAUCGACCCAAGAGACCUCGCUAUACUUUGCCAAAAGGUGGAAAAUCACAUUGUAGGAGCACCAUGUGGUGUCAUGGAUCAGAUGACUUCGGCAUGUGGUGAAGCCAACAAACUUCUAGCUAUGAUUUGCCAGCCUGCAGAGAUUGUUGGCCUUGUAGAGAUUCCCAACCAUAUCCGUGUCUGGGGAAUUGAUUCUGGAAUAAGACACAGUAUUGGAGGUGCAGACUAUGGUUCUGUCAGAAUUGGCACCUUUAUGGGUCUGAAGAUGAUUAAGUCUAAAGCUUCAGAUGAAUUGUCUGAUAUGCAAACUAAUGGGGUGAACAAUGAUGAAGUGGAACAAGAUGAUUUAGAACUACUUAAACAAGAAGCUUCCUUAGACUACUUAUGUAAUUUGCCUCCUCACAGAUUUGAGGCUCUUUAUGCUAAGCAAAUUCCAAACUCCAUUAUCGGUCAAUCAUUUUUGGACACCUACAAAAAUCACAAUGAUCCUGUCACUACUAUUGAUGACAAGCGUACUUAUGGAGUGAGAUUUCCCACAAUGCAUCCCAUCUAUGAAAACUUCAGAGUUAAGACCUUCAAAUCACUUCUAACUUCAACAGCUUCAACUGAUCAACUUACUGCCUUAGGAGAACUGCUAUAUCAGUGUCACUAUAGCUACAGUGCUUGCGGACUUGGCUCGGACGCAACAGAUAGGCUUGUACACUUGGUGCAGGAGGUGCAGCAUAGUGCAGCCUCUAAAGCAGAAGACACAACAUUAUGUGGAGCAAAGAUCACUGGUGGAGGUUCUGGUGGAACUGUUUGUGUAAUUGGUAGAAACUGUCUCAAGAGCGGUGAACAAAUAAUUGAGAUCCAGCAGAGGUACAAGAAGCAAACUGGUUAUUUGCCUUUUAUUUUCGAGGGUUCAUCGCCUGGUUCAGGAAAGUUCGGGUACCUGAAAAUACGCCACCGAACUGGUUCCAGAUCCGAUGUCAGGAUGGGUUACACCAGUGACGAAGGGAGUCCGAUAUGAUGGGGUCUUGCAUUAUUCCAGCACCUUGGAAAUCAUUGCUUUUAAGAUCUUGUACACUUUCACCAAUUAUUAACAUUCUCAUUAGUAAUGUUAUAUUUAUGGUCAGAAGCAAAGUUCCUGGCCAGUUUAUAAUAUUAAAGUGGUGAAGUUGGAUUAUGUAAUUACAGCAUUACACCAUUGGUGUAAUAUUAUGAAACUCACUUGGAUAAAGUUUACUCCCACUUAUACCAUUUGCGCACCUUUGAUAAA
This is a messenger RNA of Arachis duranensis, 3371 nucleotides long. Its product is annotated as L-arabinokinase. Bases 153 to 3122 code for a protein of 989 amino acids. Lineage: Eukaryota; Viridiplantae; Streptophyta; Magnoliopsida; Fabales; Fabaceae. Gene Ontology annotation, molecular function: ATP binding. The record is from RefSeq and is a predicted model, not a curated record. The transcript has 29 exons.